GUCGACCUCACCCUCACUUACAUUCACAAUGCAGGACGGAAGGGCUCCAAGGAUCAAAAACCGGGCACCCGCUGCCAUCCAAAUCACCGCCGAGCAACUUCUUCGUGAGGCUCAAGAACGACAGGAGACCCAGUUCCGCGCACCGAAGCAACGAGUUGAGGAUUUCGAGGAACUCCAUGAGUAUCGUGGAAGGAAGAGAAAGGAGUUCGAGGAGCGCAUUCGGCGGACACGAGGAAGCAUAAAGGAGUGGCUACAGUAUGCGAACUGGGAGGCUUCCCAAAAUGAAUUCGCACGAGCUCGUUCCGUCUUCGAGCGUGCACUCGAUGUCGACCCCCGAAGCAUACAACUAUGGCUCAAUUACACAGACUCCGAACUCAAGGCCCGUAACGUUCAACACGCUCGCAACCUCUUCGAUCGCGCCGUCACUCUUUUACCCCGUAUCGACCAACUCUGGUAUAAGUACGUUUACCUCGAGGAGCUCCUCCAGAAUGUCGCUGGUGCGCGACAGGUGUUCGAACGGUGGAUGGCAUGGGAGCCGGAUGACAAGGCGUGGCAGGCGUACAUCAAGAUGGAGCUGCGGUACGAGGAGUUUGAUCGUGCGAGUGCAGUUUACGAGCGGUGGGUUGCGGUCAGGCCGGAGCCGAGGGUAUGGGUGAAGUGGGGUAAAUUUGAGGAGGAGAGAGGGAAGGUCGACAAGGCAAGAGAGGUAUUUCAGACGGCAUUGGAGUUCUUCGGAGAUGACGAGGAGCAGGUGGACAAGGCACAGGCGGUGUUUAGCGCUUUUGCGAAGAUGGAGACACGGUUGAAGGAGUAUGAACGUGCUAGGGUCAUCUACAAGGCAAGCUAUCUGUGCUUCGCACUCUCGCGUCUGCCACGAUCAAAAUCCGCGAAUCUUUACUCCCUGUAUACGAGGUUUGAGAAGCAACAUGGAACACGGACGACGCUCGAAACUACUGUGCUUGGGAAGCGGAGGAUACAGUACGAGGAGGAGCUGUCGCAUGAUGGGAGGAAUUAUGAUGUGUGGUUCGAUUAUGCACGACUCGAGGAGGGUGCGUAUCGGGACUUGAAGGAGGAAGGUGCCACGGAAGAAGAAGAGGAACAGUCUGUGGGGCGAGUACGGGAGGUCUACGAGCGUGCAGUCGCUCAGGUCCCUCCAGGCGACCAAAAACGACAUUGGCGACGAUACAUCUUCCUAUGGCUCAACUAUGCUCUUUUUGAGGAAAUAGAGACCAAGGACUAUGCUCGAGCUCGCCAAAUCUAUCAAACCGCUGUACAACUAGUGCCACAUCGAGUAUUCACUUUCGCUAAAUUGUGGAUUAUGUUCGCCAAAUUCGAAGUUCGCAGACUCGCUCUUGACACUGCACGCAAAAUCCUCGGUACCGCUAUCGGUAUGUGUCCUAAGGAGGCCCUCUUCAAGGGUUACAUCCAGCUUGAAUUCGAUCUCCGAGAGUUUGACCGUGCACGAAAGCUGUAUGAGAAGUACCUCGAGUUUGACCCCACAAACUCAGCCGCAUGGAUCAAAUAUGCCGAACUCGAAACACAACUUGCAGACUACUCUCGUGCUCGUGCCAUCUUCGAACUCGGCGUCACUCAAUCACCGCUCUCCAUGCCGGAGCUCCUCUGGAAAGCCUACAUUGACUUUGAGGUCGAGGAAGGCGAGCGAGAGAAGGCGAGGUCGUUGUACGAGAGGUUGGUUGAUGUUAGUGGCCACUGGAAGGUCUGGGUGGCGUUCGCGCUGUUUGAGGCACAGGCGAUGCAGGUGCCGAGGGAUGAGAGGGACGAGGAGGAAGAGGAGGAGGGAGAUGAUGAAGAGGAGAAGGAGGUUAAGAUGGUGGAGGGGAGCUUGGAGAAGGCAAGGGAGGUUUUCCAGAGGGGAUACAAGAGCUUGAAGAACAAGGGGCUCAAGAACGAGCGUGUCGCUCUCCUUCAAGUCUGGAAGAACUUCGAGGAACAACGUGGCACAGAAGAGGAUGUCGAACGUGUGCAAGGCAUGAUGCCUGUACAAGGCAAGCGCCGUUACGUUGACGAAGAGACCGGCCAACUCGUCGAAGACUACGACUAUAUCUUCGCCGACGACGAACGCGAGUCCAACCCUACGUCCUUCAAGUUCCUCCAAAUGGCACACGCAUGGAAGGCAAGCGGUGGAGGCGGGCUUCUCUCUGGUUUCACCGCAUCGGCUGCCAAUGCCAAAGACGACGAGAGUGAAGAGGAGAGCGACGAGGACGACGAGAAGUCGUCGAAGGCUGGGGACGAUGAGCCUAUGGAUCAGGACCAGGAGAGUGUGGCAAGUUCAAAAGGAGACGAUUAGUUAGCCUUUUCGUUGUUCCCGUUUUCUGGUUCGUGCUGUUGUUGUACUCUUUCUGCCAUGAAUCUAGGCGGCAUUCUUGGCGUAUUUAACGCAG
This is a messenger RNA of Stereum hirsutum FP-91666 SS1, 2402 nucleotides long. Its product is annotated as pre-mRNA-splicing factor CLF1. Gene Ontology annotation, biological process: spliceosomal complex assembly; mRNA splicing, via spliceosome. The transcript has 11 exons. Gene Ontology annotation, molecular function: protein binding. The record is from RefSeq and is a predicted model, not a curated record. Gene Ontology annotation, cellular component: precatalytic spliceosome; post-mRNA release spliceosomal complex; U2-type catalytic step 2 spliceosome. NCBI's taxonomy places the organism in Eukaryota, Fungi, Basidiomycota, Agaricomycetes, Russulales, Stereaceae. The coding region runs from base 29 to 2308 and encodes 759 amino acids.